AUGGAAGAGAAUGUAGAGAUGAAGGGCGAAAACGGCGAAGCGCUGUCGCACUCAAAGAAGUCGACCAGCCAGCUAAAGAAGCUUUUUGCCAAGCCUGGGCAGACAAGAGACACGAAAGAAAACGAAGACUCGGAAAAGAGCGACUCAGAGUCCGAUCAUGUGGAAACGAAUGGAAAAGAAAUUCUUAACGCUGUUAAAGAAGAGGCCAUAGUGAAGAAGGAGCGGGCAAAGUAUUCAAAGAAAAGAUCAAGCUCCUUAGAUGCUGAGGAGCAAGUGCCGUUCUCCUUCUUCAACAUACUGAAGUAUAUUGAGGAUAGAACAAGCGGCCUAACUUUCUUCCUUGCAAUGAUGGCAUAUGCUGCAGUGGGGUGCAUCCUCAUUCUGUCUGCGCCCUUGCUGGGCCUGUUUAUGACCAAAGAGGAAAUUCCUCCUCUGUUUCAGCACAUCACUGCAUGUCCUGGAAGGCUGUCUGCGCUGCAGGAAACCUUCAAGCUAAGCACGUUCUUUGCGGCAAUGUUUUGCACGUACAUUUUCGUGCAUCUUCUAGUGGGCAGGCUUGUUUUCAUAUGUGCCAUGGUGUGCGACAUCAUCAAUCACAAGGUAAGCAGCAUGGAGAAAAUCAUACUGUUUAUUAUAGACGACGUGAAGGGAAACCUUGCGGUUUUCUUUAUGGGAAUUUUCGGCGUGGUGUACUGCAACCUGUUCUUGGAAAAGUACUCCCUGACUCACAUCCAAGUGGUGGGGUAUGGAAAGCUGGGCGCGUAUUCAAUGUGCCUUUCCAUUCUCAUGGGCUUUUUUAUUGCCGAAAAGUUCUUUUUGAAGUUGGCCAUUGCGUACUGCGGGAACAAUGUUUUCUCGGGCCGGAUUGGGGAUGUAAAUCUUAAAACAUCUAUUCUAAGGCGGCUGAACCAGCACGCAAUCAACGAGAAUAUGGGCGGAUCGUAUCUUGGCGGGGGCUUGGUUGAGGGCAUUGAAGUGACCGAGACGUUUUUGGCACACUUCCCCGACUUCAAGCUUAAGUCCAAGAUCCAGUGCGAGGACUUGGUCUAUGAAAUUCUCUCUAUUCUCUCUACAGGCAAGGAAAACAUAAGCCCCGAGGACGAGGGGAAGGCGCAAAGCCUUCUGUCCACGUAUCUGACAAUGGACACAAUCCGCGAGGCCUUUGGCACGCAGUGGAUGGACAUUUGGAAGUAUUUGGAGGGCCACGGGUACGUGAAGGAGAUAGGGAGCACUUUCCGGAUUCCUGGCGACUGCUUGAUGAAUCUGGCAACAUCUGCGUACAGCGAGAGGGUUGACUUGAAGCGAACUCUGUACGACCGAGACAAGAUACUCGGAACUCUGGACAGAAUACUGCAGGGGGUGGCGCUCAUUCUAACGCUUAUGCUUAGCACUCCGUUUAUAGGAUUUGAUACUGUCCAAUUUCUGGCAGGAUCUGCCCCUUUGAUUAUGGGCUCUGGGUGGCUGUUUGCCGACAUUAUUAAGGAUGUCUUCAACAACUUCAUAUUUUUGCUCCACGAGCACCCGUUUGACGUAGGAGACAGAAUAUUUGUGAAGGGCCAGGAGUUUACCGUGCUGAGAAUAGACCUGAUGUACAGCACGUUCACCUCCAAGGGAGGAACUGUUUGCUACACCCCAAACAAAGAGCUGAUCAAAGAGUCCAUAUUCAACGUGAGGCGCAGCGACAUCCAGACAGAGAUGGUUGUGUUCAUCAUAAAUGACGAGCUUUCCAUAGAGAAGCUGGACGAAAUCAAGGAGAAGGCCCUGAGCAUUCUCAAGAGAAAGGAGCUAGACACCAAGAAGAUGAUUACGGUGCAAGACUAUGAAACCCAGAGCGACAAGACUGUUCUAACCUUCCGUAUAGAAUAUCUGUGCAACUUCCAAGAUCCAGAGCCAAAGUUCACUCGGCGGCACAUUCCCUUAGAGAUCAUUCAGAAAGCCAUACGCUCUGCAGGGUUUAACUAUGUAGAGCAAAAGGCUGAAAGUAGCAUAUAA
This is a messenger RNA of Nematocida major, 1992 nucleotides long. RefSeq lists its product as uncharacterized. Gene Ontology annotation, biological process: transmembrane transport; monoatomic anion transport. Gene Ontology annotation, molecular function: mechanosensitive monoatomic ion channel activity. The transcript has a single exon. Bases 1 to 1992 code for a protein of 663 amino acids. Gene Ontology annotation, cellular component: plasma membrane. NCBI's taxonomy places the organism in Eukaryota, Fungi, Microsporidia. The record is from RefSeq and is a predicted model, not a curated record.